AUUGCAGCAUGUAUAGCUUCAACAAGCCAGCCAUUUGGGUUAUAGCUAGCUAGCUAGGAACAAGAAGAAGAAGAAGAAGAAGAAGAACAAGUACUUGAAGAAGACGACGAUCGAUGGAGAAGGAGGCGAUUCGAAAGGGGCCAUGGACCGAGCAGGAAGAUGUUCAGCUGGUUUUCUAUGUGAACUUGUUUGGCGACCGGAGAUGGGACUUCAUAGCCAAAGUUUCAGGUUUGAAGGUGGAGGGAGACACGUAAACGGGUUGAAGAGGACCGGGAAGAGUUGCAGGCUGCGAUGGGUGAAUUACCUGCAGCCCGGCCUGAAGCGCGGCAAGAUGACUCCCCAUGAGGAGAGGCUCGUGCUCGAACUUCACAAGAAGUGGGGAAACAGAUGGUCAAGAAUUGCGCGAAAGCUACCGGGGAGAACAGACAAUGAGAUCAAGAACUACUGGAGGACUCAUAUGAGGAAGAAGGCGCAGGAGAAGAAGCGAGCCACGUCUCCACCUUCCCUGGUUUCUCACUAUUCUUCUUCUUCGGCUUCAAGCAUAAGCAAUGGUUCGGCCGACGGUUUGCCAAGCUUGGAGGCCAAGGCCAAGCUGGGGCAAGGCUUCCACCGUUUGGCUCCAUUUUCAUCAGUACCUUCCAACAAUAUUGUUCCUCCAGUGGAUUUGAUGCCUCUCAUGGAGACCAAGGAACGCGGGUUUUACGAUACCGGUGGAGUCGAGGCUUUGGCUCCGAGGGGAAAGGAGGAGGAUAAUGAAGAAGAGGAAGGAAGCAAGAUGGUUUACUCCAUCCCCGUGGAUGAUAUAUGGAAAGAUGUUGCCCUUUGCGAAGUUGAGAAAAUAAGAGCAUCCUCCAUGGAUGAUGAAGGUUGCAGCAUUAAUUUCACGAAUUGCCAAGCAAUGGCUUCUCCAAUCUGGAACUCUUGUCCUCCUGACUUGCUGGGGAUGUGGAUGAUGGAAGGAGAUCCGGAGAUUGAGAUGUUCCCGACCUGCUUAACAACCGAUCAAUUCUUUGCCAGUUCCCCAUUUUUAACCCGCUAAUCAUAUUCUUAUUCAUUCAAAUUUGUCCAAAUUAAGGUGUAAUAUAUAUAUAUAUGUAUGUAUGUAUGUAGUCCUAAUUAAGAGAGCUAGACUACUUGAAUAGCAUGGGGUUUCUCUAGCUAGCUAGGCUGCUUAUUAAUUAACUUCUGGUAUUAGCUACGCUAGCUAGCUUCUCCUCCAUGUAGGGUGGUUACAUAUAUAUAUAUAUAUAUAACCCACCUCAUCAUGAUGCAAUACUACGGUUUGUAUGCGUCUGCGUCUGGGCAUUUUCUUCUUCCCGGAAGGAAGAGAAGAGAAAGCCUAAAAACAUCUCAUAUUAGCUAUAUAUCAAACUGUAUGCUUUAAUUAGCUGGUCGGUCAAUGUAAUGUUGUAUUAAAGUAUGUGUUAAAAAACCCUUUAAUUUCUAGAUAAUAAAAUAUUCCUGCCCGCC
Molecule: messenger RNA, 1470 nt
Organism: Diospyros lotus (date-plum)
Lineage: Eukaryota; Viridiplantae; Streptophyta; Magnoliopsida; Ericales; Ebenaceae
Product: transcription factor MYB48-like
Exons: 3
Coding region: 143-1039 (298 amino acids)
Biological process (GO): regulation of DNA-templated transcription
Cellular component (GO): nucleus
Molecular function (GO): DNA-binding transcription factor activity; sequence-specific DNA binding
Source: RefSeq, a predicted model, not a curated record